Molecule: messenger RNA, 337 nt
Organism: Perkinsus marinus ATCC 50983
Lineage: Eukaryota; Perkinsozoa; Perkinsida; Perkinsidae
Product: 26s protease regulatory subunit, putative
Exons: 3
Biological process (GO): proteasome-mediated ubiquitin-dependent protein catabolic process
Cellular component (GO): proteasome regulatory particle, base subcomplex
Molecular function (GO): proteasome-activating activity
Source: RefSeq, a predicted model, not a curated record
GGAGCUUGAUGGCUUCAGCACGCCAGGAAAGGCCAGUGCCAUGCUCAUUGCUGCUACCAACCGAAAGCAGGAUUUAGAUCAGGCCUUCGUGAGUCGAAUCGACACGUCAGUCGAGUUUGCUCUACCAGAUGAGGCCAGCAGGGCUGCCAUAUUCGGCUUAUAUGCCCGGCAGCUAUCUCAGAAGGACUGCGAGCAGUUGGCCAAGGUCUCGUCAGGUUUGAGUGGACGUAAUAUCAAAGAUGCAUGCCAGGAUGCCGAGAGGAGAUGGGCGGCAGCUAGGUUCAGAGAGCUCUCGAAAGAGAAUGUAAUAGAGGCGCCAUUCCUCGGGAUGGACUGA